This is a messenger RNA of Peromyscus eremicus (cactus mouse), 775 nucleotides long. RefSeq names its product ATP synthase membrane subunit c locus 1 (gene Atp5mc1). Gene Ontology annotation, biological process: proton transmembrane transport; proton motive force-driven ATP synthesis. The record is from RefSeq and is a predicted model, not a curated record. Bases 265 to 675 code for a protein of 136 amino acids. NCBI's taxonomy places the organism in Eukaryota, Metazoa, Chordata, Mammalia, Rodentia, Cricetidae. Gene Ontology annotation, molecular function: proton transmembrane transporter activity. The transcript has 5 exons.
CCACGCCUUUUUCUUCCGCUUGCACCUUGGUCGCCAUUUUAUGUUGAAGGUUGUAGAACCUCCGAGUCUCGUCGACUCUAUGGUCGAGCAUUUCGGGGUUCGACCAAUCCCAACCCCGAUCUGGGAAAAAGAACCCGCCUUUAUCCGCAAGGAGGCGGGAAUUGCCACGAAGCUCCUGUGGAGAGAGAGGAAGACGCUGAAAAAGGCCAAUAAGCAAGAAGGAUUUGAUGACGUUAGCCAAUUGGAACGCGGGAAGAUUGAAAAAUGCAGACCACCAAGGCACUGCUCGUUUCUCCAGUUCUGAUCCGCUCCUGUACCAGGGGUCUAAUCAGGCCUGUGUCUGCUUCCCUCUUGAGUAGGCCAGAGGCCCCAUCUAAACAGCCUUCCUGCAGCAGCUCCCCUCUCCAGGUGGCCAGACGGGAAUUCCAGACCAGUGUUGUUUCCCGGGAUAUUGACACAGCCGCCAAGUUCAUUGGCGCUGGGGCUGCCACGGUUGGUGUGGCUGGAUCAGGGGCUGGCAUUGGAACAGUGUUUGGUAGCUUGAUUAUUGGCUAUGCCAGGAACCCGUCUCUCAAGCAACAGCUCUUCUCCUAUGCCAUUCUGGGCUUUGCCCUGUCUGAGGCCAUGGGGCUCUUCUGUUUGAUGGUCGCCUUCCUCAUCCUCUUCGCCAUGUGAGGCUCCGUGGGGUCACCCAGCCGUCCCUGCUGCUUCGACUCCAUGCCGGUCCUGGUGCUGGAGUGUGCUAAGCUUUACCAUUAAACAACGUUUCUCUAAA